UUGCCGUGUGGCUCGAGUUCAGGUUGUGGUGCCGGUGACCGUAGAGUGUUCAUUGUCAGUUUGACACGAAGUCCCGUCCUGUAAACAUCAGCGGUGUGUGGUGUGAUCAGUUUUCCUUGUGGUUCAAUUUAAUUUGAUUAAUGUAUAAAGAGAUUUAAUCAAUGUAACUCGCAAUUUGACUAUCAUUGAUGUUAAUGCACAUGGCGUCGCGUGCAUGAAAACAAAAACAAGUGAAAUUAGAGGUUUUAAAUCCGUUUCGUAGUGAUCAAUCAACAUCAACGUUACUCUUUGACGUUCGCGGAAUGAACAAGUUCGUUUUUCGUUGCUGCUAUUUUGUCUCCGGGUUAUAUUUCGAUAGAGAGUAAUCUCGGGUCGGGGCUGUAAAAGCAGGCUGUUCUUUUGCGAACUGAUUUUUCUACGAAAAAUUAUGGGCGAUACACCGAAAGUGGAAUUCGCUCUCGGAAGCGAAGUGUCGUUGGGACACUUCUUCAAAAGCAGCUUCGCGCGUUCUUUCGUAACCAACUGUCGUGAUUCGAAAUCGUUCGAUUACGAGUUUUUUGGUAACACCAUCGCCGAAGAAGCGGAACCGAAUGGCAACAAUCAGUUUUUCUCCCUCGUCAAUUUCGAAGAUAGAGUAAGGAUCACGGAGAACAAUGUUUUCAAUCAGGAGAACGCAAAAGUUUGGAAAAUGAGCGAGGUGAUUCAACCUCCCCCUACAGACAUCAACGAAUUGGAGAAGUUGCGAAAGCAAUGCCAGUCGCUGAUAGAGGAGAACCGAAGAUUGCAGAACGCCUUGACGACCAGUCAAAUACCUCACGUACAAGUAAUCGACAGUGUUUUUCUUCAAACUCAAGUUGAAACAUUGCAGUGGCAGGUGAAACAGAUAGAAGCUAACAGACAGAUGUACCGUUCCCUGAUGGAGCAAGUGAUGCGUUUCCUGGACCGAGCCCGGAAGAGCUUGGAUAUUCUUCACGAGAAGAGUAAUCACAAGGAGAAAAAUUCGUCUGGACGUGUACCGCGUAGCCGGAGCGUUCACGCGGUACACGCGGACGCCUCGCCGAAUCGCGUCGCCUCGGCAUCAUCGACGUCUUCCUCGGACUCGUCCCGUUUCACCAGGGCGAAAUCGGUCACCCAGAUCUCACCGUGUACCACGGGUUACCGCGAAUUCACAUGGUCCAUGCUUCGCAGAAACGACCCGGCUCACUGCACGCCGCCCCGCAAUAAAUCUCAGGAGAUGAAUAAAACCCACGAGGGUGUGGUUUAUCGAAGGCCGAAACAGGCGGAGCUCGACCCGAAUGAUAUACCACCUGAGAAAUUGUCUCAGGAAGCAUUUAGGCUAAUGAGAACCGUUCAAUCGUUACUAGCUAUGAAAGAACCCGACCUGGUCAGGAUUUCGUCAAUGGAAAAUAACGAAUCGUCACCUUCGCCCAUAGAUCAUCAUCGUCAUAAUAAUCAUCAUAACGAGGUGUCUCUGUCACUGCAGAGCAACAGUUUUGUUAACUCAACGAGCUUGCAGGAUGCUUCCGGUUAUAAGAGGCACUCGGUCUGCGACCGUGGAAACGAAUCGAGCAGUACAGAUAACGACAGCAGGACUUGUUUUCUCAAAUCUUCGUCGAACAGCGUGGAAGUUGAUAGAAAUCUACAAAAUCUCCUUCCUGGAGUGAGGAGGUCGAUCGACGCCACCUCUCUCAACUCGGGAAGCAGCAAAACCACCGAAGAAGAUGACGGACUUCCGCGUAACGCUUCUUUCAACGUUUCGAUGCCAGAGCACGAUGGUGUUUUCAUGUGUACACCGACCUCGACGCCGAUCAGACGUACUAGGAAAGUUGAGAAGAAGAAGAAGGAAAAGUGUUCUAAAUCAAAACCAGCCGCCAGUGUGAGCAGCGUCGAGGAUGAAAGUGGAUUCUCUUCUAUGAGUUCGUUUCAAGAAAUUGGCUUACCCGGUGCCCUGCCAAUCUCCCCUAUCAGAGGUUGUCACACGGAAGUAGGUUUACCAGAAGUACCAUUGGAAAAAGCAAGGCAUCGCAGAUGGUCUUCGACCCCGAUCGAAAUUCAAGCUCUCUUUAAACAGAGAAAUAGCUUUACUACUUCUCAAACUACCACGGAAUCAUUGAGUGUCUGGGUGUGAGCAGUUCUCUUUACCAUGUAAGCUGGUUUUUUUUUUUUUAGUAACAACAACUCUGAUGAAUGCAUUUGAUACGUUGAAAUUGAAAAAAGAAAAAAUCAGUUUGACUGAAUGUUGAAUAUAAUGAAGUAUUAGUAUGGGGUAAUUCUUUGUAAAUAUGUUUUUCGGAAUAUUACCUAUUCGUUUCGCAUUCUAUUUGCCUUUUUUGUCGAAACAGUUUGAUUUUCAAGAAAGUAUGCAAAAAAGGAUAACUUAAAUAAUAUGUGCUUUAUUUAAAAAUAUCUUUUGCUUCCUAUCAUUUUUUGACAUUAAGUUUGAGAACAGUUUGAUAUAACAUAGAACAUUUGUUCAGAGCUUCGUUAGAAAGAUGGUAUGUAUGCAAGUGUAGUUAGUACUUUAUAUGUGUUAGAUAAAAAAAAUACAUAUUUCUUAUUAGCUAUGUGCAGAGGAUUUUCCAGAAGUUGUAUCAAAUACUUGUAUUAACAAAGUAAGCUAUAAGUAUCACCGCGACGUGCUUAGUACCAAAAUUGCAAUAGAAUUUUAACUGUGUUACAAGGAAAUGUACCGAAUUGUAAUUAUGUUAUAGCCUUACAAGCAGAUAAAAUUCGUAUUGUUACGAUCGAUUUUGGUAUUCGAAACUGUGUUCAAUUUGUACUUAGAAGUAUUAACAUGCCAGAAUUAAUUUAUGCAAACUGUAAUCUGUUUUACUUUUCUUGAACGUGUAUAUACAGAGUAACAUAAAAAUAUUCAGCAUUCAAAGAAUGAGAAAUAAGAAAGCAUUUAUUUCCUCUACAAUUAAAACUAUAUGAAUCAUAUUCAAUAAUAUUUUAUUCAAACCUUUCAUUCGUAUAUCUACUAAUGGAAUUCUCAUUUUAUGAAUAUGAUUCGUGUUAGUUUUCAACACUUUCAAAAUAUCAAUUUCUUUUAUUAUGUAUUACUAAUUACUAUAUCAUUAUUUUAGGUUACACGUCAGAAAAUCUCAACCAUAAACUUCCUAUCCACAACAUUACAAACAAUUCCAUAAAAACAAUUGACAGUAACAAAAACAACAUAGUUGACAUGAAAUAAUCAUUUUUAAUAUCUGAAUGUUCGACGUUAAAUCUACCAAAAGUGCCUAAGGAAAACAAUGAACGAAUGAGGGGAUGAAUGAACGAAUGAACAAUUGGAAAAAUAAUGAAAAAUAUAAAAGAAAUAUGAUGGUUAAAGAUUCGACUCGAGAAUCGCUGAUCAUGGCCAAAUGGCUGAACGAAGAGUAGAGAGUGGGGGGGGAAACGAAUGCGCGCGCAUCGCGAUAAGGCAUAUGUAGACGGCAUUCGUUAUCAGUACGGUAGGCGUCGUUCACUUGUUCGCGAGUCGGUCCAGAGUGUAGCCAGGAGAUUGCGCCACCAGCCGAUCCACUUUUAGAUUGAUUUUCAAGAGCACCGUGCACGGGGUAGCGCUCCGCGUUUAUUUUAACGUGGCCAGAGUGUUCGAACGGGCCGCGACCGUCUCGGGUGAUAGUAGAAACAGCGUGACGAGGUGAGAGGUUCGGGUGCGGGCGCCUUUUCUCUCUGCCGGUCUGGAAGAACCAUUUAAUUUGUGUCCCACGGGAGGCACAUAGUUCUCGUUCUCGCACUCGUUGUUAUUAGACUCGUUGUUAUCCGUGUGUGCUGUUUCUGCUACGCGUAUACACUUGUGUUGUUCGCGUUACCACACAUUGAAAAGUCUAUCUAUAUCUCUUGUUCGUUCUUUCGUACGGUGUUCACCGUGUACGAACUGAGUGUGUGUGCGUGUGUACCUUAGAACGUGCGGCUCCGUGGCGCAGUGCGUGAAAUGAGUGACAAAGAUCGUUCUUCUCCCACCCUUGUUGAAAACAGUCUCAAGUCGUUACUGGAUCAGCCGAAUAUAUUUCCACUGAUUGG
Molecule: messenger RNA, 4026 nt
Organism: Osmia lignaria (orchard mason bee)
Lineage: Eukaryota; Metazoa; Arthropoda; Insecta; Hymenoptera; Megachilidae
Source: RefSeq, a predicted model, not a curated record